AUGGAUGCAGACAUGCCAGCAGCCCCGACACCAACCACUCGUUCGGCUGUCAAUGUGCCACGCCAAGCGGCUGCCCCAGUUGCGGCUGCCCCAGUUGCAGCACCCCGAACAACCACACCAACGGCGCCUCGGAAUGGAAGGGUAGCAUUGCCGCCAACACCCGCGCUUGUCGUCGACCCACAACGCCGUAGAUGUCCUCUAUGUCGUCGACCCCACCGGCUGCCACAAUGCGUCAUCUUUAAGGGAUUGCCACCUCAACAACGCCUGUUGGUCGUGCAGGCGCACGGCCAUUGUCUGAAUUGCCUGACGCCUGUCCACCAAACUCACGAGUGUACGUCGGGCAAUCUGUGCCAAAUUUGUAUGCGGCCGCAUCACACCAUGUUGCACCGAAUCACUAGGAAUGACACCCGUCAACAACCUUCCGGCCGCAACCGCGGCGCAGUACGACGACCUCCAGUAAGCCGGGAUGCGCGGCGCCGUCGAACGAGUGGGCCAUCAUCAUCCCAUGCCCGACGGCCACACAAUGGGGCAUCAACACGACGCCAGCAACCACGACCACGUCCACGCCUCGCCUCAGGCCUUAGCAGCGUCGUAGCCACACUCCAGCAGCUUCAAAGCAUUCUAGGCUGA
Messenger RNA from Bactrocera dorsalis (oriental fruit fly), 630 nucleotides. RefSeq lists its product as uncharacterized. Lineage: Eukaryota; Metazoa; Arthropoda; Insecta; Diptera; Tephritidae. The coding region runs from base 1 to 630 and encodes 209 amino acids. The transcript has a single exon. The record is from RefSeq and is a predicted model, not a curated record.